Molecule: messenger RNA, 2032 nt
Organism: Tetranychus urticae (two-spotted spider mite)
Lineage: Eukaryota; Metazoa; Arthropoda; Arachnida; Trombidiformes; Tetranychidae
Source: RefSeq, a predicted model, not a curated record
GCAUUAUUAGUGACGCUUAUGUCACUUUGCUAGGCACAUUUUGACUUGACAUCAUCACCUAAUCUUGACACUAUGCUCAUGUGAGUCAACUGUUAGUUCAGUAUUUUAAGUUAACGGAAAAAAUUUUGAAAUAUUUUAUCUUCUGUGUUGUUAUGGAUAAAACUUGGUUUUGUUUAUUUCUCAUUAAAUUGUGUUUGCUUUUAAAUUGUUAUGUUUCACAAGCAGUUCAAGAUAAAUCAACAAUAAACCAUCCAGUGGUCAGUGAAACAAAUAAAUUUGACUCAAAUGUAAUUACUAAAGCUGAUAAAAAUAAAGAGCUAUCUUCAUCACAACCUUCAUCUUAUUCUGGUUCUCCGCCGGUUCACGUUGUUGAAAAUAAUAAUCGGAAACGAGAUGUUUAUAACCAACAAGCUCGCCCGUUCCCAACAAAUCAAGAGUACCAUUAUCGCUUAGCUGGUGAUUCUCAUCAAAUUGAGAAACGAGCUUCUUUAAUUCCUGGAUUAAAUUUUGAAGGGAAGGUAGGAAUUGGUGGCGACGGUGGUUAUAAUGCGAAUUCAGGUGAUAACGGAGGUAGUAAUGGUGGUGCCAGUAAUCUCGUUUCUGAAUUAGGAUCACUGGUUGGUCAAGGUGCAAGCAAUGGCGGUGGUUUAAUCAAAAAUUUGGCUAACGGCCUGUUAGGUGGCGGACUUGGCAGUAUUGGUAAAUUGCUUGGUCGUGGAUCUGGCCUUAGUAACUCUGGAGGUGAAGAUUCAUUCAGCAGCAGAAAUAGUUUUAACAGUGGGGGAAGUUUUAACGGUGGAAACAGUUUUGGAAAUGACGAAAAUUAUGGUUUCAAUAGUGAAAGACAGUUUGGUGGAUCAAAUCAAGGAUCGUUUCAAGGAAAUAACGGUUAUGGAGCAAAUGGUGGCAUGUCUGGUAACAAUGGUUUUAAUGGUGGUAACGGUUUUGGAAACAAUGGACUUAAUGGGGGUAAAGGAAUUACUAGGGGUGGGAACUUCGGUAUGAACGGAGGCUUCAAUGGGCAAGGGGGAAUGAAUGGACAGAAUGGUUAUCAGGGACAAGGUAUGGGUGGAAACAAUGGCUUCACGGGGCAAGGUGGAAUGAACGGUCAAGGAAGUUAUUACGAACAUGGUAUGAGUGAACAUAAUGGUUAUCAUAAUCAGAAUGGAAUGACUGGACAAGGAGGCUUCAACGGACAAGGUGGAAUGAAUGGACAGAAUGGAUACCAAGGACAAGGUGGUAUGAAUGGAAAUGGUGGUUUCACUGGACAAGGAGGCUAUUACGGUCAAAGUGGCAUGGGAGGACAAGGUGGCUUCAAUGGACAAAGUGGUUACAAUGGACAAGGAAGUUACAAUGGACAGGGUGGAAUGAAUGGAAAUGGUGGAUUUGGAGGCAACGGUGGUGGAAGUGGACUAUUUGGCGGAGGAAGUAAUGGUGGAGGGGGAUUGUUUGGUGGAGGAAAUGGCGGUGGAAGCAGUGGUGGAUUAUUUGGUGGUGGAAGUAAUAGUGGUGGUGGAUUGUUUGGAGGUGGUGGCAGUAACGGUGGAGGAGGUGGACUUUUCGGCAGCAAAGGACUGUUUGGAAGAGGCAGUGGAAGUAAUGUAGGAGGCAAAGGUUUAGUAGGUUUUGGUGUUGGGGGUAAAUUAGGCCUUGGUGGUGCUGGCGUUGGUGUUAAUGCUAAUGUUGGCCCAAUGGGAGUUGCAGCUGAUCUUGAUGCUGGUCUUCAUGGAAUCAAUGCUGGACUUAAUUUCUCUGGCUAGUUAUCCAUCGCCUUAAAUUCACUUCAAUUCGGAAAAAUUAAAAUAUUCUUGAUAAACUGAUAUUUCUGUUAGAUGUACUUAAAGUGCAUUAUUUUAAAAGGGUUAUGUAAAAUAUUAUUUAUCAUCUAUUAUAACUUGAGAAUAGUUAAGUAUAAAAAUCAUUAAUCUCAUGGAAUCCUUUCUGUUUAUCUCCUUAUUCAAUGGAGUAAUCCAUAACUUGAUAAAAUUUUGAUGGUUUUAAACAAUCACAAUAAAAAUUACCAAGGAAGUCA